AUGACAGAGAAUCUUGGUGGUGAGGAAUGGAAGAAGAUUGUGAUGAUCACUGUAUACAAGAUAAAUAAUGAAGGAGAGAGCACUGAAGAAGGUUGUGACAGGAAAAGAGCAGAGAAUGACAGAGAGAGCAAAGAAAAGAAGGAAGAAGAAGCAUUUGAGCCGAUAGAGACAAGGGCAGACGAGAGGAAAACAAAGCAGAGCACUUGUGCUCUGUCAGAGUUCGAAUAUCCAUUCUUCACGAACUGGGAAGCCUCAUGCACUGAAGAAUGGUUAUAUAAGGCCUCUCUUCAACAACUCCCUUAUCUGCCACUGUAA
Histoplasma mississippiense is the source of this 315-nucleotide messenger RNA. RefSeq lists its product with no specific name. The transcript has 5 exons. The record is from RefSeq and is a predicted model, not a curated record. NCBI's taxonomy places the organism in Eukaryota, Fungi, Ascomycota, Eurotiomycetes, Onygenales, Ajellomycetaceae. Bases 1 to 315 code for a protein of 104 amino acids.